AUGCCUCCCUGCCUGGGAUGGGUUCAUGAGGCUGGGUGUGCAGAACCCAGAGGCCAAGGAGGGGACUGGUCCCUGGAACCGCCUCCUUGGCCUCUCCUCUUUCCGUGCCAGGCUGGCGCGCGGGGGAGGCCUGGGACCUGGGAGGGGGAGCGGAAGCAGGGCAAGUGGGAGUGGGCCCCAGGCGUCAGGGGUCAGCAGGGCAGGGCAGGGGCGGCAGACAGCCGGGAGGCCGAGUCGGUCCAGGGUGUCUGGGGGAAGGAGCAGGGCGGGGGCCUGUGGCGCGGCUGGGGGGGCAGGAAGGCCCGGCACCACCCAGCUGCGACACCCCCACGCCUCCCAGUCGCGGGCUCCCACGUCACCAGGGAAAAAGGGAAUGGCAGAGCGGCUCGGAGAGGCUCAGCCAGGCAGGAACGGCCUGCGGUGAACGGGCCAGAGCGGGUCACCCCUGGGCCUGGGGACGUGGGGCUCAAGGCCAGCGGCCUCUCCCAGGGCCCAGCCCGCCUGCCUGAUAAGAUAGGCCGGCCUCCUCCCUGCCGCCCCCUGGGAAGUCCCCACCUGCCUUAUCGCCCUCUGCGGCUGUCAGACCCAGCUCGGGGAGGCCCCUCGUCUGUCAGCUGCUCUGGAAGCAGCCACAGUGCUCCCCAGAGACCCGCCGGCCCAGGAGGGAGGUUUUCUGGAGGCUGUAGGACAGGGGCCUGGCGCCCAGGCUCUGUGGUGAGCCGGGGGCAGGCAGCCUGGAGGCCCUUGUCCGCAGGGACCUCCUUGCGGCUAGAGUCGCCCAAAGCUAUGCACCGGGGGAGCCCGUGGGCCAGGCCUCCUCCUGGAGCCCCCGAGGGUGGUGGGGUCCCGGCGGCAGGGGCACUCGGGAGCACCGGCUGUGUGUCACACUCACACACACACACACACACACACACUCUCCCGCUGUGUCACACACACACACACACACACACACACACAGCUCACGAAGGCUUGGGGAGGUUGAGCCACUUGCCUGAGGUCACAGAGCCGGGAAGCAGGGGGACGGCUCACCCUGGUUCUGCCCCGCAGCCCCUCUGCCUGCGGCCAGGCCCUCCUGACCUGACAGAGGGAGAGGAUGCCUGGCUCCAUGCCUCCCCUGCCCACACCCGCGGCUGCUGCCUGCCCUGGUCUCCGGGCCCGUCCUGCGGGUGCUGA
Rangifer tarandus platyrhynchus (Svalbard reindeer) is the source of this 1173-nucleotide messenger RNA. Lineage: Eukaryota; Metazoa; Chordata; Mammalia; Artiodactyla; Cervidae. The record is from the annotation of a GenBank genome assembly.